ACCAGUGGGUUCUUUCGGCUCAGAGCGUUUUCAUUGGAAAUUUGCAUCCCAAAACAGUCGACGAUAAUCCUCUAGCAGCAUUUCCCAGCCGCAAGUAGCAUCCACCAUCCCAAAACAACCGACAAUAUCCUCUAGCAGCGUUUUCCAGCCGCAAGAAGUAUCGGUGACGGCGUUGUGUAGUUUUGUCGUUUUGUUCCGGAAAUGCGCCAAAGAAGAAGGUGGAGAAAACUGUCCUCCUUGCGCAGGGGAAAACAGCGGCCUAUCGUAAAGUGUGUGGAUAUUGGUUGUGUGAAACCUUGUGAUAACGAAGCAAUAUCGAGGAGCACGAAAUUCGCGUAUUACCGUGAAUGUUGAAAGAUAAACAAGUUCAGCAGCGGCGAACGCGACAAUCCAAGUAUACCGGUGGUGGCAUUGUGCAGUGUGGAUCGCGUGUGUGUUACGUUCGGAACGAAAAAAAAAACAUGUGAAAAAGUGAGCUGGGUUGGAAAAGCGAGUGAGAAAAUUCUUCUUUGAUAAGCAACCCAAAUCGUAUUACCGCAAUCCCAACAGAGAUCGAUAUUCUUGUGGCGUGCGAUUGAAAAUGUUGCCAGAUUCGUGGCGGAAUCGGACGUUAAACGAUUCAUAAAUUGUGUACAGGCCAGGCAGGCGGUGCGUGCUCUGGUUCGCGGCGUGCCACUUGUGUGUUGUGUUUUAGGCAAAAGCACGUUCAUGCCGAACGGAAUUUGGUAUCGUGUCACGAGUUUCGUGACAAUAAUGGCGAAAAGCGAGGUAUAAAUGUGUAGUCACCGCAGCAGUGCACGAAAUACCGAAAUUACCAAACCUGCCCGUCGUCGUGACUGAACGGAAAAGCAGAAAAGCGGCGAAGAGCAGUGGAAAACAGAGAAUAAGAAGAAGAAGAAGAAGCAAACGAAACUGUUACUGUGUGUUGCUGGCAAAAUGGAGCUUUCAAGUGUCACGGAUUGCGCAACGAGAAUUGUACCUUGCCUUGGUCGGCGGUUCCCCAUUCACCUGGAAGCAGCGGGCCCUGCCAGGAGGUGCUUCGGGGAGAGUAACAAUAUCAACGCGGAACGUACCAUCCCGGAUCAAACCUCCAUUAGCAACCAGCCCUUCAAAUCGGCGAUAGCAACGACACUUGCCACAGCAACCAUUGAGCUCCACAAGUUUCUCGCUAGAUUUUCUGGAAGGAGACGAAUCGAUCAACAACAGCUGCAUCAACUUUACAGCCGAACAGUGUCCAUGUUGGCAGUUUUUCUAAUUUUAAGCUCAGCUUUACAAACGACAGAUGCCUGCUCCAGUCGAACAACACCGAAGCCUAGACCUCCCAGUCCAACUCCUAGACCAAAUAUUACAUUCCAUACCUACAAGUGCCCUCCGGCAUAUGCCGCCUGGUAUUGUUUGAACGAUGCUACCUGCUUCACAGUAAAAAUAGGAGAUUCGUUGCUUUACAACUGCGAAUGUGCCGAUGGUUACAUGGGGCCUCGAUGCGAAUACAAAGAUUUAGACGGUUCCUACUUGCCAACCCGACCACGCGUUAUGCUCGAAACGGCUAGUAUAGCGAGCGGAGCCAUCGGCUCACUAGUACUACUCAUCAUUGGUUGGUGUUGCUGGUGUGUUCGAAGACAUCAGCGCCAUAAAAGACUGGAAAAAGAAAACGGUGGCGUGGAUACGGUAGACUCAGCCGGUGUGUUGCGUGUGGUGCACAGUGAGCAGUCUCUGCGACCGUUUGGAACUCAUCAUCUCAAAACAAUUCCGUUGAGUGAGGCACUCAAACGGUAAGCCUGAAGUAUAGACGCGUCCAACAUUCGACCCAGAAGCUAAAGAUGCGCUGCAAUUGGUCCAUACACAACUUUAUCGCUGCCUUUAUUAUACAAAUUUGCUCUACUCAGCGAGCAUCGCCUAGGGUUUGGCAAAUCCGUCGACCUAUUUGGACCUAUAGUUACUCGAAGCGACAACGUGUUGAAACGAGGGAGAACGCGGACGAUAAGACGCUUUAUUCGACAAAAUAUGCAUCGCAUCGUUGGGGAUGCAUCAUCGAAAUGUCUGCCUCAAACGAUUACGACAACGACGAGAGCCCUACAAUAGUUUGUGAAAUUACCAAUCAUCGAGUAGUAAUCAUGUACACAGAACCAUUUUGACCCAUUUACACUCACACACAGCUUAACAAAGAACGCAUGUUUGGAUACACUUUUAACGUAUCAGGUUUGAGCAGCAACUCCUCAGUAUGAUCAAGAUCAAGUAAACACGAUCUCGGAUGUGCACGGUAUUGGAUGCAUCUGCAAAACAAACCACAAGUAUGGCAAUGAGCUAAAUCAUAUAUUUAAUAAGGGCAACGAAUACCUUUUUACGGAAUUUUACGUGAUUUUGUAUUUAACUGUUAGCCUCCUGUGUGGUAUCACGGCUACGUGUCGUUUGGGCGCGCUGUAUAUGUAUGAUACUGUUUAGCGUGAUUUUUUUUUUUAGAUAAAAAGAUAUUUCAUUCCAAAUAUCUUGUUCUGAGACAACAUUUGCCUUAAGAAGUGAAGUACGAAGCGAAACUAUUAAUAUAAAUAUAAAACAUUCGAACAUUCAAAGACAGAACGUCAUCGAAUGGAACUUGACAGUAGGUAGUAGCUGCAGUUUGAGACAUUGAUUGUGCUUCAGGUGAAGGAAGUGCAUUGAGUAAGAGUAAGAGACGAAGGCGUGGGUAGAGCGGGCUGGGGGAGGGAAUGAAGGAAAAAAGCAGCGUCGAGAGGCAGUAAUUGACAAUGGAUGAGUAAAGCAACUAGAAAUAGGAUUAAACGUUCCACGCUUAAACAUCAAACACUUAUGCAUGACAGUGUGCCUAUUACCGUAGAGAAAAGAAUGAAAUUUGUUGAAUAUUUUUUCCAGACGCUAAAUGCAAUCGCUGUUAUUCAAAGAGGCAGUGUAAUGCAUCCGGUAUAUGUCUAGGUGAAAUAACAAUUAUCCCGAUAGAUAGUUUGAACGCAAUCGAAAUGCACGCAAACAUUAAAAUGUGGCAAUAUUAUUGUUCCCACUGUCGUCACCUCCUUGAGAGGUGAUGGCAUCUACAACCGCAUUAGGUAGUCCUGCGUCAUUGGUUUUGACUUAUUCGUAACAUUCAGUUAUGUUUGUCAAACAGUUGUGUGUGCUUUCUUCGUCUAGGAAGCGUUUCGAGGGGAGGUGGUAAAAGGCAUAAUCCACUGGAAGCCGUAAACAGACGAGCAGUAUUUUAACAAUCAAAAUGGUGCCAUCUGGACAUUUUGAGAUUAGUAUUCUUUUGUUCUUUUACAUUGUUUUCCGUUCAUAUUAGAUGUUAGUGGCAGUUGUGGUUUAUAUCGAAGUUGAUUACUCCUUAGCAAAACAUGAAUGCUACUAAUACUACUACUAUUAUAUUACUGUCGAUACUCUUCUGAAUUGAAUGUGCUCUUUAUUUAGCGCACUGAAUGUAUUUAUCCAUCGGUUGUCGCAAGAAUAAUUCCUUUCUGCUUCUUUCUCUUUUCGCUAUUUUAUUUUAGUAUUUAUUGUAUCGUAUAUUAUUUAUUUUAAGCCAUAUAAAUGCCUUCAUCUUUGUCUCUAGUUGCAUCUUAGUAAAACUUAACGGAAAAGAAAAAAAUGAAAAAUAACAUCCCUGUUACCGCUUUUUUGACAUAUACCGUAUAGCGUAAUGUCUAAACAGCGGCGUAAACGAAAUAUGUCGACAUACAUUAAAUCUACCAAAUCUAAGCGAAUAGUUUUUUAAUGCAAAGAAACUGUAUAGCAAUAUAAGACCAAUGUUCGAUCAGCGAAAGCAUCGACCCCAGGUGAAUUGUAUCUUUGAUGUGCGAUCUAGAUUCUCCAGUAUAACGUCCAGUAACGUGAGACCUAAGCUCUAAGGGUUGGCGGUGGAGAAGAAACGAGUGAGAGGGUGGCUGGCAGUAACACCAUUGAGCAAAGAACGUACAACAGGUACAGUACGUGCACCCCGCCGAAUCAAAUCCUUACUUUCUAAAAGUUAUUCACUACAAGUGACCACACUAGCGAAUCGAAAUUAAAACUGAUUGAAUGUGACGGAAUCUAAACUUACAUUUUCUUUUAUCCAAUACACAAUUGAUUGAAAACAAAAGGGGGAAAACGUUUAAUGGAACCUAAUAUAAUUUUCAAAAUAUGCUUAGCCGUCAUUAUGUACAUAGGAAUUCCGCAACGCAUUGUCGAACUGUGUUAGACCGCAGGACAUACAUAACCUACUCACCACUUAAAUCUACACACUGCAAUGAUACAUCAAAUAAGUAUGUUAAUCUUGUUUACUGCUUGAAUUAUCCUCUCUUUCGAAUCAAAGAGCGCAUAGUGUACACGUUGCAUAGUACUCAUUGCUGCGGGUAGUGAACAUAGAAUUGCUUGAAUAACUAUAAAACACACACAUACACACACACAUACACAUGCCCCCAAAUGAACUCCGUUCUCAUAACACUGCCAGUUGUUGUCCAGUAAAGAGACCAUCGGACAGCAAACAUUAGGACAAUUUGGAAAAAUUGCUUGCUGAAGGGCAAUUCGUCAUUAUGUACUCCACCCCGAGUCUAAUCGCGAAGGAAUAGCUUGACUGGAGAAUAGAAAUGUGAACAAUGUAUUAUAGAAGAUAUUUUCAUUUCAAAUUGUAUGUUAGCAAUUAUACAUUACAGUGUCGAUCGCUGUUAGUGCUGUAUAUAGGUUUGUUUCUAGUUUUUCCCCCCAUUUCAGCCUUGGGUUUGAAUUUGUUUGGGCAAAUUUUGUAUAAGAGGUUGCCAAUACUACUACCACUACUUCUACUAUAGCGCCAAUAGCGAUUAUGAAAUCCAUGGAAAAGCACUCUUUUGGUCAGAAAAUUGUUUAUCGAAGCGAGUAUUUGUUUAUUUUUCUAUUUUAAUAUCAUUGUUUCUCUUCCCUCCGUAAUGAAAUCUUUCAGUCGCAUGUACGUUAGGUUUACGUUUUAUGAAGAUCCUUUGUAUUAUAUUAUGAGCUUUAAGAUGAUAAGAAAAAAUCAACAAGAACUAACGUGACUUCUAGAGACGGAAAUAAAUAAACACGAACACAUAAACUCACUUAAAUGGACAUUUAACAAUUGGUAAGAUGAUUGAUUGCAGAUCAAGUGAUGACAAACUGUUUUUAAGCGGGGUAUUCCUCCUUCUCAUACA
Molecule: messenger RNA, 5126 nt
Organism: Anopheles darlingi
Lineage: Eukaryota; Metazoa; Arthropoda; Insecta; Diptera; Culicidae
Exons: 6
Coding region: 937-1776 (279 amino acids)
Biological process (GO): epidermal growth factor receptor signaling pathway
Molecular function (GO): receptor ligand activity; epidermal growth factor receptor binding
Source: RefSeq, a predicted model, not a curated record